Messenger RNA from Haliotis rubra (blacklip abalone), 648 nucleotides. Its product is annotated as circumsporozoite protein-like. NCBI's taxonomy places the organism in Eukaryota, Metazoa, Mollusca, Gastropoda, Lepetellida, Haliotidae. The transcript has a single exon. The record is from RefSeq and is a predicted model, not a curated record. The coding region runs from base 1 to 648 and encodes 215 amino acids.
AUGUAUCUCAGGCAAGAAAGGAAAUCUGGCAUCAAGGUAACAGGUAACGUAAACUACACUCCCGACCACAGCCACCAUCCCCAGCAACCACCACAGCCACCAUCCCCAGCAACCACCACAGCCACCAUCCCCAGCAACCACCACAGCCACCAUCCCCAGCAACCACCACAGCCACCAUCCCCAGCAACCACCACAGCCACCAUCCCCAGCAACCACCACAGACCCAAUCAUCCCCACUUCCAGCAACCACCACAGACCCAACCAUCCCCAGCAACCGCCACAGACCCAACCAUCCACACUUCCAACAACCACCACAGACCCAACCAUCCACACUUCCAGCAACCACCACAGAUCCAACCAUCCCCACUUCCAACAACCACCACAGAUCCAACCAUCCCCACUUCCAACAACCAUCACAGACCCAACCAUCCCCAGCAACCACCACAGAUCCAACCAUCCCCACUUCCAAUAACCAUCACAGACCCAACCAUCCCCACUUCCAACAACCACCACAGACCCAACCAUCACAACUUUCAGCAACCACCACAGACCCAACCAUCCAGACUUCCAACAACCAUCACAGAUCCAACCAUCCCCACUUCCAGGAACCACCACAGACCCAACCAUCCAGACUUCCAACAACCAUAA